Messenger RNA from Python bivittatus (Burmese python), 1077 nucleotides. Its product is annotated as uracil nucleotide/cysteinyl leukotriene receptor-like. Gene Ontology annotation, cellular component: membrane. Gene Ontology annotation, molecular function: G protein-coupled receptor activity; oxysterol binding. NCBI's taxonomy places the organism in Eukaryota, Metazoa, Chordata, Lepidosauria, Squamata, Pythonidae. The record is from RefSeq and is a predicted model, not a curated record. Gene Ontology annotation, biological process: G protein-coupled receptor signaling pathway.
AUGUGGGGGAAUGGCACAGAUGCAUCAGGGGAGUCCUUCCCUUUGAGAGAAACACCAAGCUCUCUCCCUAACAAUUCAGCACAUUUGCAGUGUGUUGCUGAAGCAGCAUUCCAGCACUUACUGUUACCCAUUGUUUACAGCCUGGCUUGUGUCCUGAGCCUGGCCUCAAACAGCGUGGCCUUGUGGAGUUCUUGGGUCUCCCGAGCCCAGGCCCCACCUGUCAUGAUCUUCAUCUACAACCUAAUUAUCAUUGACCUGCUAUUUGCCCUGUCUCUGCCAUUACAGGCAGUGUAUCAUGCCAGGCACAAUGACUGGCCCUUUGGAGAAGGCCUGUGCAAAGCCACCAAUGCCCUUUUCCUGGCCAACAUGUUCAGCUGCACCCUCUUCCUGGCCUGCAUCUGCCUGGAGCGUUAUAUGGCUGUUCUCCAUCCCGUCCUCUACCUGCACCUCAAAUGGCCUCUGUAUCGUGUGCUGCUCUCCAUGGCUAUCUGGUCUUUGGUAGGGAUUGGAUUACUGAUAUUCUUCUCCAAGAGCACCGUGACUCAUCGCUUCUCCAAUGGAAACACUGCAUGCAUGGAAAAUUUCCCAACCCAGGUCUGGAGUGGAAGUCUGGCAGCCAUGGUGCUAUCUUCCUCUGCCCUGGGCUUCUUCCUGCCCUUCCUUACUAUCAUUAUCUGUUCCAUCGUGAUUGCCCGCCGAAUUAUGAAUCUGGGCCAUGGUACAAUACAGGCAUCUUCAUUGCGUAGGCACUCCCUUCAAACCCUCUUGAUGGUGACGAGCCUGCUUACCCUCUGUUUUCUCCCAUUUCACACUAUCCAUGUUCUGCACACCCUGGGCCGUAUUGGAGUCCUUUCAGCCCCAGGGCUGCUGCACUUCACUUGCUCAGCCCAGCGUGCAGCUAUGGCCCUUGCUAGUGUUAACAGUGCUCUUGACCCUCUGGUAUACUAUUUUAACAUGAAUCCUGCCAAUCGGAAGCUACCAUGCUGUAGCAUAGGCAGCCAAAAUCUUAUGGAGCCAGGUGAGGUUGCUAAUCCAACAGGGGAGGGCCUUAGAAGGAGCAUGAUUCUCAGAGACUGA